UUGUUUCUUUUUUUAGAAUCCAUAAAAUAUAACACAUAAUUUUAAUUUGUGAAUAAAGAAUGGAAAAGGUAUCUUUCAAAGAAAGGAGCAGUGUGGCCAAAGUGAUAGGAACAAUAUUGUCCUUAAUAGGCGCACUUGUGGUGGUUCUCUACCACGGUCCACGUGUCUUCAUCGCAUCAUCUCCGCCGUAUCUAAACUUCCGUCAGCUUCCUCCACCGUUAUCAUCUUCAAAUUCAGAUUGGCUCAUCGGCGGAGCUCUUCUAACCAUAAGAGACAUCUUCGUUUCUGUAUCUUUCAUUCUCCAGGCACAAAUAAUGAGUGAAUAUCCAGCAGCAUUCACAGUCUCCUUCCUCUACACCGUAUCAGUUUCAAUCGUGACUUCAGUGAUUGGACUAGUAGUGGAAAAGAACAAUCCAAGCGUUUGGAUCAUUCGAUUUGACAUUACUUUGAUUACAAUUGUUACUAUGGCAAUAGUUACUUCAGUAUACUAUGUGAUUCAUUCAUGGACAGUACGUCACAAAGGACCUCUAUACUUAGCGAUAUUUAAGCCUUUGUCGAUUUUAAUAGCAGUGGUUAUGGGGGCCAUUUUUCUCAACGAUUCUCUCUAUCUCGGAUGUUUGAUCGGAGGAAUUUUGAUAACUUUAGGCUUCUACGCUGUGAUGUGGGGCAAAGCAAACGAAGAGAAGGAUCAGUUGUUAUUACUUUCGGAAAAAGAGAAAACCCCUCUUCUAUUGAACGGCUACAAUGACCAAAUUUAGUAUGUUGUUUUUACAUACUCGUAGUUACACUUUUGGUUAAUGUGUACAUAUUGCUUUGUACAUAACUUGAAAUAUUACAAUAAUUUUAUUGAUAUAAU
Messenger RNA from Arabidopsis arenosa, 856 nucleotides. Lineage: Eukaryota; Viridiplantae; Streptophyta; Magnoliopsida; Brassicales; Brassicaceae. The record is from the annotation of a GenBank genome assembly.